UCUCAUCGGAACCUUCCGUCUCCAAACUGUCACUGCUGGAUAAAUCAGAGAGAGCAGCUCCCACUCCAUUUAAGCCCCCUCCAACUCUUGAAAACACUUUCUCUGGAAUGGCACCCUGCAAUAACGCCUCUGCCUGUUGACAGCCUCAAGCUGUGUUUCCUCUGGAACCCAGGAUGUGAAAGUUGAUACAGAACAAUGGCAGUGACAACCAGAUUGACAUGGAAAGAGGAAAGGAGUCUGCAAAACCUGCUUGGAAACGUUUCCCUGGGACUUCUUUAUAAGUCUAGUGUCCAUGGAAAUAGCACUGAAAAGAUGCUUGAUAAGUGUGUUCAUCAGGGACCCACUAUAACAGUGAUUUACUUUCGUAACUAUAUUGUUGGGGCCUUCAUGCUUGGGCAUUUUCCUGUCAUGCACCAAGAUUUUAGAAAGCCAAGUGCUUCCUUCUAUUUUUCCUUUCAAAAGAAUGAAUCAACUAAAAUGACAACUGCAUUUUUAAGUACAGCACUGAAAAUUACUGAUGAACGACUGACAUUUUAUUCCUCUGAUGAUGCGAUUUUCUGUGUAAUUCCAAGCAAGUCCAUACUUUGUAUGCAUACUUUGUUAAGGAAAAAAUUAGAAUUAAAUUUAUCCUCUCGCUUGAUAUAUUCGGGAUGGGAAGUUUUUCGAGUUGAAGGAAUUAAGGAUGAUGCAGGCUACAUACGCAAGAUAACGAGAGCCACACAGCACAGAAAUGGGCUGCUAGCAGAGCUCAGAGCCUACAAACCCUGUGCAGGCUUGGUUUCAGAAAUUCGUAUUCUCUUGCUGGGUCCAGUUGGGUCUGGAAAGUCCAGUUUUUUCAAUUCAGUGAAGUCUGUUUUCCAAGGCCACGUGACUCGCCAAGCCACAGUGGGGUCUGAUGACACCAGCAUUACUGAACUGUACAGGAUAUAUUCUCUUAAAGAUGGAAAAGAUGGCAACUCUCUGCCAUUUGUGUUGUGUGAUUCCAUGGGGCUGGAUGAGGAAGAGGGGGUAGGAUUGUGCAUGGAUGACAUCCCCUACAUCUUAAAAGGCUGCGUACCAGACAGAUACCAGUUUAGUCCCCAUAAACCAAUUACACCCAGGCAUCCUGCUUUCAUCACCUCUCCAUCACUGAAGGACAGAAUUCACUGUGUGGCUUAUGUCUUAGAUAUCAACUCUGUCAACAAUCUCUCCUCUAAAAUGGUGGCGAAGUUCAAACAAAUUCACAAAGAAGUAUUAAACUUCGGUAUAGCAUAUGUAGCCUUGCUUACUAAAGUGAAUAAUUAUGAUGAAGUUCUUCAAGAUGACUUUUUAAACAUGAAUCAAUCUACAACUUCUCAAAGCCAGAUAAUGAAUGUCAACAAAAUGCUAAACAUUCCUAUUUCUAAUAUUUUGAUGGUUGAAAAUUAUGCUUCAGAGUGCCAGCUGAACCCAUUAAAGGACAUUCUGAUCCUCUCUGUGCUGAGGCAGAUGUUACGGGCUGCAGAUGACUUCUUAGAGGAUUUGCCUCUUGAGAAAACAGAUGAAAUCGCAUGAAAGUUCCAACUCUGCAUAUGACAUCAAUUGCCUUGAUUCCAACGCUUGGACCAAACCAGGAUUGGCACACCCAGUUAGAGAUGAUCUCUGCUGACAGCCUCCUUGAGACUCUGCUUUCAUUCCUGUUUUGCCUUCUGUCCCUGACAGCAUCUAACUGAUGGUUCCUUCUAGGAUCAGUCAUACCUCAAGCCCAAAGGCCAACCCUAAGUAGUGGUGGUUCAAGAUAUGCCCUACCACAAACCACUUUCCAUAUUUCUGCACCAUUUACAAUUUAGUUUCUGUGACACCUUUCUAAACCUCCCUAGCAAAAUCAACUAUUCCCUUACUUAUUCUUCUAUAGCACUUUAUGUAAAACUCUAUGUGAGUACUAACAACAUUGAAUAAGAUUAUAAAAUGAUAUAUAGAUAUCAGAUUCUCUAGAUAGAUUGUGAGUUCUUUGAGAAGCAGGGUUUGGAUUUUACUUAUCUUUGUAUUCACAGACGUUAGCACAGCACCUGGCAGGAAGCAAGCAUACCUACCAUUAAGCAUCCCUCCCACCCUCCCCAGAAUGAUAACACGUACUUAAAAUUUGUCUUCUUAUAGAAAGGAAGACUGAGAGAGAAUGGAAUGCUGGAGAGAAGAAAUGGAAAUAAAGGAGAGAAUGUUUCACUUAUCUCUGGAUGAAAAUACAAAUUUGAGUCAAUUAAAAAGAGCUAAUACUUCUUAAUAACUUACACUUUAUUUUGCGAGAAAAUACAGUUUCUUCCUCUAAUGAAUCCAUGCCUGAUUUUCAUUAAUUGAAUUCCAAACCAUCCUAGCCAUGUCUCCAAAGUAGAGUGAUCAAAUGGGUUACUAGUGCAAGUCAAUAAGACACAUUGUAUGAAAGUUCUCCCCAAUGAUUCUAAAGUCCUCUGGGUAGCUGUCAAAGUUAAGACUAUUAAUAAAGAAAAAAGGAAUCCCAGAAGAUAGUUUUCAGGUUUUUUUUUUCCCUAAAGCCUUUUUAAUUUUCUUCUCCAGAUUUCUUAGUCUUUUUCAAUGAAUAUGCGUUGGUUCAAUAGUUAUCUGCAUUACAACAGUUUAAUUUAUUUUUAAUCAAAAUUAUUGUCUUCUUUGGGAAGUCCUGGGAAUUACAAGGGCAAGAAUAUCUUAGGAAUAGUUAUGGAAAAAGGAAUAUUUCCUAAAGCAAAGUUGCAGGUGAAGCUGUGCUCAAAUGAAUGUUCAGGAGCCAUGAUUCAAUGGAAGAGAUGGGUGGGAUCUUUGAAAAAGACCUAGGAAUAGAAUGGUCAUAGGUAUCGAGGAGAAGAGCCAAAAGUAGACAUUGAGAACAAAAGCAGAGUGGCAGGCAGAAUGGUUAUGGUAUGGAUGUAGGGAGCAACAGGUCCCAAAAGUAAAGUGUGUUGAUCUCCAUGUAAUCCAGGGAGAAUACAAGCCACAACCCUUGUUGCUUGGGAGAGACUAAAGGUGACUGAAGACCCAUCAUUGUCCUCACCUACUACAGGGCCAUAACUCAUCCAUCUCCAGGAUGGAGCCAGCAAAAACCUGGGCAGAGGGAGGGUUUGCUAGAUGCAAAGUUAGAUUCAAGGUGGAGCGUCUAUACUCUAUUUGAAAGGGGUAGCAUGGAGCACACUUAUGAAGGAGAUGGAGACCCUGAAAGAAAGAAGAGGAGUAAUAGAGAGAUCAAGAGAGAGAAACAAUGAGGGGCUGUUCAGGUGAACCAACUUUGUUAGAGAGCAUAAGUAUUGAGGCUAAAUUCCCCCUUUUGUACUAAAAAGGACGGUAUUAGAUAAAUGAUGUCACAACUCCUAAUCUUCUGGCUCUAUACUACGUUGGGAACACUUAAAUAUCCAAUAGAGUUAAAGGUAUAUUUGGAAUCUAGGUUGGAAAAGAUUGGUGAGAAGGACCUCAAAAAGUGAGAAACUUUUCUUUCACCGGAGAGAUGACCUUCCCUGAAUUUGUGGGUUCCACUGAUCUUUCUCUACCAUCCUGAGAGUGGGACUUAGCACUUUGUCACAUUUUAGAGGCCAUCCAGGAUUUUUUUAAACUUUACAUAAUUUACAACUGAGCUAGAUGUACAGUCCAGCCAAAGUCAUUAAAAUAUUUCUUAGCAAAAUAGUGCUAAGGGACUUAGUGGAUGAAACUUAAGUGUUGUGGGAGGUAGAAUAUCAUCGUAAAGUGGGAGGGAUGUUGUAGAGAUAGAUUAAGUAUCAAUGCUAGAGCCUUUGCAAGGUGAGUGAGUGGGUUGAGUUGUGCAUUAAAAAAUGACCGUUCUUCAACCUAAGUGCCCAUCAGCAGAUGAAUGGAUAAAGAAAAUGUGGUGUGUAUAUAUAUGUAUGUAUAUAUA
Messenger RNA from Diceros bicornis minor, 3853 nucleotides. It is a transcript of the gene IFI44L, whose product is annotated as interferon induced protein 44 like. Lineage: Eukaryota; Metazoa; Chordata; Mammalia; Perissodactyla; Rhinocerotidae. The transcript has 10 exons. The record is from RefSeq and is a predicted model, not a curated record. Bases 196 to 1533 code for a protein of 445 amino acids.